Molecule: messenger RNA, 972 nt
Organism: Acanthosepion pharaonis
Lineage: Eukaryota; Metazoa; Mollusca; Cephalopoda; Sepiida; Sepiidae
Source: the annotation of a GenBank genome assembly
AUGGCAACCAACUUCACAAUUGAGCUGAUGAACGCCAGCGAUUUUCGGUUGAACCUACCUUCAUUUGUUCUUAUUACACUUCUCUUACCGUUCGGUGCUGUUGCCAAUGUCCUAACUCUCUUCUUUUUUGUGCGACGGGAAACGAGAAGAAACUUUCGCGUUCUUCUUAUCUUUCUCACAAUCAUUGAUCUACUUUGUUGCAUUCUGACGGCGCCUCUCAUCAUGGUCGAUCUACUGUUACCAAGAAUGCACCCGUCCAGAGCCCUGUGCAAAAUGGAGGUAUUUCUAGUGUAUUUUUGCAAUAUUUGUUGUCAUUUCACUCUCAUAGUCCUCGCAGCCGAAAGAUACAACUUCGUCUGCCGUCCAUCAAGAAGACAGUUAACUCUGUUCCAAACCAAAAAAUUAAUCGCUGCUGUUGUUGGUGUAUCUGUAUUCCUUUCCCUGCCUAUGUCUUUAGUCGUUGAUAGAAUCGGCUACCUAGUGUCCAAGGACAUCUAUGCAUACACUUGCAUGCACACAUUACCACCUCUCUGGUACAUCUAUGAAUGGACACUUUUUGCCAUAUUUUUUGGAUCGCUCAUUGUUAUCUUUACGCUUUACUAUCUCGUUUGGAAGACAAACAGGGCAGUCGAGCAAGAUGAGCAAGCCGAACCGAUCGAAAGCGGAAACACUGACCUACGAACCAAACAAAUUAACCGGACUCUACUGGGCAUCUCUAUUUUAUAUGUGGUCAGCCUUGCGCCAUAUAUAAUUAUGAAUAAUGUUUCGUGGUCCACGGAUCCUGAGUCUUGGGAAAGUUGGAUAAUGUUCCAAAUGUUCAUGAUCAACUUAUGGAUUGUCAAUUGCACUGGAAAGCCGGUCGUUUACGCUAUUUUUUAUACGAGAUUCCGCGAAUAUAUAAAAGGCAUUUUUCGACGAAGUCAAAAAGUCGUUUACGAAGAAAACGUUGCAGCCAAUGAAGCGGAAGACUAA